ACGUUUCAUUUAUGCAUCUUACUUAACUAUUAAGAAAGUUUGCAUUGCUCGCACUUUACAUACACAACAUCCACUUCUAGUUCAGUAUUUAUUUAUAUACAUGCACCUCACGUCCGUACAUAUGGAUUGGUGCAACUGCAAUAAACUAAAUUUUCAUUCCCCAGUAAAUAUUCCUAUACACACAAUCAUGUUUUUCACCGAACUGAAACACGCCAUUAUUACAACUGUUAUAUUAGUAAUUUUGCUAAUAAUUACCACCUUUUCAGUGGCACUUGGUGUGUUUAUUUUUACCUGCACAAUAACUGCUGAACCGGAUACACUCGGGCUGGUUGGAGAAAAUGAGAGCGAACAAAUUUUCGUGUGGAUUCUGAAAUAUCGGGAAACUUCCGUUCCAUUCCUGGUCAGCAAGGAUAACUUUGUCGUUUGGGUGGUCACCUGGGCCAGAGGGAAUUAUGUGCAGCUGGACUUCGAAGCGAUCGUGAUGAUGGUGUCGGGCGCAUUUUUGUUGGGACUGGUCAUGACGGCGUUUGGAUUUGUGAUGGAUUUAGUUUCUGAAAUGUUCAGGGUUCUGGAAAAUCUAGGCGUGCAAAUAAGUUGGAGUCGGAUUCUAGCAAUUUGCAUCCUUCUCAUGGCUUGGAUCGCGUACUUUGUUGGUUUUCAUAUUGAUAGUUUUUCCAACGAGGAGAAUUUAAGUUUAAGAAAACCUGAGAGUUUAAAUUCAACAGAAAUUUCUACGUUGCAAGAAAUAACGCAUGUUCUAUUAUAAUAAUUUGUAUUAUUCAAUUCAGUUUUUGUAUGACAUGUAUUAAUUAAUUAAUAUUUGUAAGGUCGCAUUGCUCAUUAAAAAUGUGAUAAUCGAUCGAUAAUCGAGGAUGAAAAUCUUUCCAAAUUUAUUAUUCGGGAUUUUCCUUACGGAUUUUUCUUUAUUCUGUUACAAAAUUUAAAAAUUAACUAAGAUACUUAUAAAGCUCUACACAAUUCGAUUACACUAUUUUUUGUAAAUACUCCAAAAAAUCUAAUCGAGGAGAUGAUAAGGAAUCUAAUUAUUUCUACAGAUAUCCUAACUUGUAGUAAUCAGUGACUGUUUAUGAAAUUGCUCAAUUGUUAAGCUUUCUAUGUACCCUUACGACUUUUACCACGCUUGUAUUAUUCUCGGAACUAUUUUGUAUGAUAAAGUAGAACUUAAAUAUCAAAACUUUUAGCAAAAUAUCUCGUAAUAAAUUUUUCUACUUAAUGACAA
Folsomia candida is the source of this 1240-nucleotide messenger RNA. RefSeq lists its product as uncharacterized. The record is from RefSeq and is a predicted model, not a curated record. NCBI's taxonomy places the organism in Eukaryota, Metazoa, Arthropoda, Collembola, Entomobryomorpha, Isotomidae. The coding region runs from base 101 to 766 and encodes 221 amino acids. The transcript has 2 exons.